Molecule: messenger RNA, 837 nt
Organism: Schistosoma guineensis
Lineage: Eukaryota; Metazoa; Platyhelminthes; Trematoda; Strigeidida; Schistosomatidae
Source: the annotation of a GenBank genome assembly
AUGGGUUCAGAACAAAGUCGUCCAACUAGUACUAAACAAAAAAAAUCAAGUUUAACCUGGAAUUCACAAACUAUCGUAAAAACAAGUAAAACUUCAAUAAACAAUAUAAAACCAAGAGAAAAUUCUAUAGAUCUAUUGAAUAAUCAAAAUAUAAAUGAUGAUAAUAUAAAUUUACAAAAUAUACCAGAAGAUAAAUCAUUUCGACAAUUAUUUUCUGAUUUAGAAUUGGAUGUUUUAUUUUCUACAUGGCCAUUAUUAUCACAAAAUCCAAUACGUACUGGUUGUUUAAUAUUUAAAAAUGCAUUUGAAAUUCAUCCAAAAUUAUCAACAUUUUUUCCGUUUGGUCAUCUUAGUCCUGAUGUACUUGUGGAUAGUCCAGAUUGUAAAAGACAUUCAGCCAAAGUUAUGAGAGUAAUAAACAUGGCUGUUAAAGCAUUAGAAGGUGAUAGUAAGUCAUUAUAUGAAGAAUUGGCAUUACUUGGAGCAAAACACGCUGCUAUAAAUUAUAUGAAAAUUGAAUAUUUUAAGAUUAUAAAAGAAGCAAUUUUAAUGACAUGGGGACGAUUAAUUUAUGAAGAAUUUACUGAUGAUGUAAGAAAUGCAUGGGGUCAUGUUUUAGAUGAAAUUGUUGGAAUUAUGGGUGUUGGUUGUUUAAUAUUUGAAGAAGAAGAAGAGAAAAUAUUAGAAGAACAAGAGAAAAAUGAUAAUAUUCAAGAAUUUAUUACAUCAUCUAAUGAUUAUCAGCAAAAUUAUAAAAAACAUAAUAAAAAAAGUCGUUUAAGUGUAGCAACUGUUUCUAAAGAAGAACUAGAUCAAAUUUAUCCCAAUUGUAAAUAA